This is a messenger RNA of Aphanomyces invadans, 1765 nucleotides long. RefSeq lists its product as hypothetical. The transcript has a single exon. The coding region runs from base 1 to 1635 and encodes 544 amino acids. The record is from RefSeq and is a predicted model, not a curated record. Gene Ontology annotation, molecular function: transmembrane transporter activity. Gene Ontology annotation, biological process: transmembrane transport. Lineage: Eukaryota; Oomycota; Saprolegniomycetes; Saprolegniales; Verrucalvaceae.
AUGUCGUCGAUCUUGCAAUGCCUGGCGCGCCACUGGACGUCGAACCCGCCGCUGAAAUCCCCCGAGCAAAUUGAUGCCGAAAAGUACUUGAUCUGCGUGCCGUGGUUCGGCAACCGGUACUUCACGUCCACGCUAAUUCCGUUCAACCGGUGGUUCCUCUUCGUCGCGUCGUUCCUUUGCCAGUUCUGCUGCGGGUCGCUUUACUCGUGGUCGAUCUACAACACCCCGAUCGACACGUUCAUUUACAACAACGCGUCCGCGGGGAACGCUGUGUACACGUUCUACAUUGCGUGUGGUCUCCUUGGCUCGACCGCGGCGCUGCUGGGCCCGUGGCUCGAACGCAAUGGUCCGCGCGCUGGCAUGUCCCUCGGGACGUCGUGCUUUCUCAUCGGGUACGUCAUCGCGGCCAUCUCACUCACCAACAAAUCCAUGGUCGGCGUGUACCUUGGGUAUGGUCUCGUGAGUGGGUUCGGUCUCGGCCUCAACUACAUCUCGCCCGUGUCGGCGCUGCAAAAGUGGUUCCCUGACAUGCGAGGGACGGCCGCCGGGUUCGCUGUCGGCGGCUUCGGUGCCGGCUCCAUCGUGUGGGGCAAAGUCUACUUGCCUGCCAUCAAGGCGUUCGGUCUUCCUGGGUCGUUCAUCUUUUUGGGUGUGGUUAUGUCCACCGCCAUGUUCUUCUGCGCGCUGUGCAUGCGCACGCCGCCGCCGGGGUUCAACGUUGGCGGGAUUAACAUCCACGGCUUGAUUCAUGUUGAAGGGGAAGAGGACCAUGCCGCGGAGGCCGAGAAAGGCAAGGCCGACAUUCAAUCGCCGGUUGUGGCCAAGGAAGUUGACGGCGGUAACGUUGCUCAGUACGAAGCCGUCAACGAAGCCACGGCGGACGUGCAUGGGGCCCACGCCAAGCACCAAGACGGAUACAAGAACGUCAAGAACAUGAGCAUGAUCGACUGCCUUCUCUCCGCCGACUUCUUCUUCAUGUACUUCAUGCUGUUCGGGAACAUCGUGUUCGGCCUCGUCGUCCUCUCGCGGCUGUCACCCAUGGCCACGGGCGUGUUCAAGCAAUCGGCGGACGAAGGCGCGACCGUCGUCGCGAUCAACGGCGCGUUCAACUGCUGCGGCCGCCUCUUCGUCCCGAUGUUGUCCGACUUGCUGGUCCGCAUCUUCCACCUGAACCCGCCGUUUGCGCGCAAGUGCAUCUUCUUCACGACCUUGACGACUCAAGUGGUGAUCCUUCUCACGCUCCCCACGAUCAUGCGCAACCAAAGCUACGACUGGUUCCGUUUCGAGAUCUGGCUCCUCACGCUGUGCUACGGUGGUGGCUUCGGGACCAUCCCGGCCUUCUUGACCGAUAUGUUUGGCGCCUACAACAUUGGCGCCCUCCACGGGUUCAUCCUGACGGCGUGGUCGAUUGCCGGUGUCGGCGGCGGCCUCGGCUUCACCUUCAACUUUAACCACCUGGUCAACAUCGAGAAGAUUCCGCUCGUCGAGGCCUACAUUCAAAACAUCCAUUGGAUCGUCAUCACGACCAUCGUUGGUGUCGUCGCCCUCUUCGGCGUGCGCACCAACCCGAUCGACCGCUUCGCCCCAGGCUACCAAUACAGCAUCUGCGGCAAGCUCAUCCUUCGUCUCCGUUGAAAAACGCGAGCAACUUGGCAGGGCUGCACUCGUCGUGCCAUUCUUUCGGCUCGAGCAUGACUUAGACCAGCGACUGCGACCUUUAUAUCUAUAAAUAUAUGCCCAUCCAUGAAGCCACCUCCAUGCGCAA